AUGUUGUUCGUGCUGUGCACCUAUCUGCUGCUGACCGGUGUCCUCGUUUUGCCGUCCCCCCUGCAGCCCACCGUGCACCAUCCUGCUGAGGAAGAGUAUGAUCCGAUGCACCCGCAGAGGUUCCUCUUCGAAGAGCCGGCCACAGGAGGACAGCGGUCGAAGCGCGCCUCCGCCUCCAUGCCCAAGCUGCGCUUCGAGCCUCCGUCGGACGCCGAGCAUCACGCGCAGUACUGGAACAACCUGGCACAGGAGACGCUCGAGCGGCAGCUGCACAAAAAUCGGCUCAACCGCAAGGUGGCCAAGAACGUGAUUAUGUUCCUCGGCGACGGGCUCUCGAUACCGACGCUGGCCGCCACCCGCGUCUACCUGGGUGACGAAAGUACGGAGCUUUCGUUCGAGCGGUUCCCCUACGUCGGCUUAUCGAAGACGUACUGCGCCAACGUGCAGGUGGCCGACUCGGCCUGCACCGCCACGGCAUACCUGGCCGGAGUGAAGGCCAACUACGGCACGAUCGGACUGUCGGCCGCGGCCGCCCUCGGUGACUGCCAGGCGCAGAACGACACCGCCAACCACGUGCACUCCAUCGCCAAGUGGGCCCAGGAUUCCGGUCUCUCCACCGGGUUCGUCACGACCACCGAGGUUACGAAUGCGUCGCCGGCCGGCGUGUAUGCUCAUGUGGCCAAUCGCAACUGGGAGCACAACGGUGCGAUCGAGAAGGACGGCUUCGAUACGACCGUAUGUCAAGACAUUGCCACACAGCUCGUGCACGGGGAGGUGGGCAGGCAUAUGCGGGUGAUCAUGGGCGGAGGUAGACGGGAGUUCCUGACCACCCACGAAACCGACAUCGAUGGCAAUCCCGGGCGCCGGACGGACGGGAAGAAUUUAAUUAAACACUGGCAGCAUCAUCAUGCACAUCACCAAUCUGCAUACGUGCAGAAUCGUGUCCAAUUACUCGAGACCGACACGGAGCGGACGACGGACUACUUGCUCGGCCUGUUCAGCACCAAGCAUAUGCCGUACCAUCUCGAUGCGGACGAGCAGCAGAUACCCACGCUCGCCGAGAUGGUAUCGAAGGCCAUGGACGUCCUCGAGCGCAACGGCGACGGAUAUUUUCUGUUUGUGGAAGGUGGUCGGAUUGAUCACGGGCAUCAUUACACCCAGCCGAUAAGGGCCUUCGACGAGACGGUUGAGUUUGCCAAUGCUAUCGAGAUGGCACGCAGCCGCACGAGCCAGGAUAAUACGCUGAUUGUCGUUACCUCGGAUCAUUCGCACACGAUGACGAUGAGCGGGUACUCGAGCCGCAAAAAUGACAUUCUUGGAGUCAACAAUGGGCAAAAGGCGGACGAUGAGCUACCGUACGCUACCAUCAGCUACGCCAACGGACCCGGCUACGAUCGGAACGUGCGCGGCCACGAAAGCCGCCUCGACCUGAACGGCGUCGAUAUGCGGGACAAGUCGUUCGCCUUCCCGAGCACGGUACCGCUCGGGCUGGAGACGCACGGUGGUGACGAUGUGGCCGUGUUCGCCAGCGGUCCGUGGGCGCAUCUGUUCACCGGGACCUUCGAGCAGCACUUCAUCCCGCAUGCGAUGGCAUUCGCGGCCUGCAUCGGUCCCGGCCGGACCGCCUGCGAGAAAGGGGAACCUUAAUGGAGCUGGAAAGUCCGGGAUGGAUUACUCCGGCCAAGGGUUUUGGAAUCUCAGCUAAGCUA
Molecule: messenger RNA, 1709 nt
Organism: Anopheles coustani
Lineage: Eukaryota; Metazoa; Arthropoda; Insecta; Diptera; Culicidae
Product: alkaline phosphatase
Exons: 8
Coding region: 1-1647 (548 amino acids)
Biological process (GO): dephosphorylation
Molecular function (GO): alkaline phosphatase activity
Source: RefSeq, a predicted model, not a curated record